UGGGAAGGCUUCAUGGAGAUGGCUCUGGCCAAUUUGAUGUCGAGCAGUACCAAAAACCGCAUAUCGUUUCUGAAGCAGAGAAUUUCUGUGGUGUCCCAGCAACCUGAACUGGACAGUCAGCGUGCCUCAGACAUUUUCGAUCUCUUGAUAGUCACAUACCCACGUUAUAUUGAUGCAGCAUCUAGAAACUCGGUUUUGGAGGUUCUCUCUUCACUGGUUAAACGUGACGCCGCAUUGUCUGGGAUCAAAGCUCUGUGUCUGGAAUUCUUGACUAUGUUACGAGAUGGUUGGAAUUGGAAACGACGCGACUCUGCUCGCAACUAUCCAUGAAUUCGUCACAUUGCGGCGACAAGUUCGUUUUGCUAACAUGGGCUUGUCGUGUGCUUUUGUCCGCGCUGGAUGCUUCUCCGUCUUUUGCCCGAUCAAGUCAAUGGCACUCCGUCAUUGCAACCUUAAGCAUCCUCUUCGACUCCGUCUGCGGAACGGCUUCUAGGCGGUCUCUAUCCCGUAGCGCCAAUGCAAAUGUAUGGCGAGUAUUUCGCAAGCACAAAGCGGUGGUACCUGGCACUGUGGCAUCAUUGUUGGAAAUCUCCAAGACGUCUAUGUUUCCAGCGAGAUUCGUUCCUCUUAUUGGCUCCGCAAUUGACAUUCUGUGUCGUUCGAAACCUUCCAAAAACUCAGAGCUCCCAAAUACCUGGAUCUCGAAGUUGAAGCCGGACAUUAUCACAUAUCAUACACAGGUGAUUCUCAUGUCUAGGUCCAUCCUUCCGUCCCACGCAAAGGACGCUCUUAAUGAAUUCGUAAGUCAUGCCAUAACUGCGACAGACUUGGGACUUGUGUACCUCCCAACCAUCGAAAAAGCUCUGUUGCGCUCGCCGGAAAUAUCAAUCUCAGUUGCAAAUGCUAUACUCUCUUCCUAUUCCGGAGAAUGGUCCGACACUAUUCUCAAACGGCUCCAGGCAUCCAUUGCCGGCUGCGCUAAGUCUGGAAACGGCAUUGUACGGUCUGGGGCAGUAGAAAUGGCAAAGAUCAUAUUGAACUCUCAGCCUCAGACACAUCCUAUCCAUUCCUUCUUUGCCAGCGAGCUUUUGACAUUGCCAAAGCACGGUAAGACUGCAAGUGCAGAACACAGGGCCACCCUCUAUGCCAUUCUUGGACACAUAAAACCCAGUGCUUCCGUAUCCGCGGAACUCGUUAACACUGUGCCAUCAUUACUCUCCAAAGAGAUUAAUGAGACUGCGGCUGCGUUCUUAAGAAUAUCGCUUGCUACUCACCUCACCCAUUGCAUGAUAUGGGGGACAGGAUUGCUACCGGAUGCAUCGUCAGUCAUUGUGAAGGAAUGCGCGAGCUCCAAGAUGUUACAAAGGCGGUCAUUUUUACUGGCAGUUGCGGAAUGCUUCUGGCUUCUGGGUGACAAACUGGAGAAAGAGCCUAAAUUCUCCGUGCCGGAGCCAACGCUUAAGUUUGGAGCAGCUUUACUUCCAAUCUUGGAAUCUAAUCUUAAAGCCACUGUGGCAAGCCCUAUGAAUACAACGAUUGGGCCCAUCGAAGGUUAUAUCGCUCUUGCAGUAGUCCUGCGACGUGGAAGUCCCCUGUCAGCAGGUAGUCAGUGUAACUUAUCAUUGAGAAGUGAUGCUUACGAUGGCGUAGGAACUAGCAGGAUAUUGCAGAUACUGGGUUUGGGAGGCUCGAAAACAUCUUUUCUGCUGUCAGACAAGGUGUAUGGCAAAUUGUCAGCGGCUGCAGAUGAGAUUUGGGGUCUCCGAUCUCUCUCUACUACUAUUCUUCAAAUUCAAGACGAUCUUGAGACGAGUGCUAAUCUAAGAUUGUUGUGCGGGCAAGAAUUGCUCCAUCACACGGUGUUCAGCAAAGAUUCGGAGACGAGAAAGUUGGGCAUCGCAAUCAUUGGAGAACUUAAUCACCGAGCUCCAGAGCUUGUGCAUCGCAUGAUUCGUGAGGCCCUCAUUGAGCAAUUCCAAAGGCCUUUUGCAGCGGCAGAUGAUAGUAUUACCCAGUCAUCAACGUACUUGAAAAUGGGUUAUUUCUCAGCAGUCCUGCUGGCUUUGGUAGACUUCAACCCAACCUACUCGGUUGAUAUGCGACAGGAUCGUUUGGCCGAAUUAUUCGUCAUCUCUCAUCAUCACUUGCUGACAACCACUACGCGUGCUCUGUGGAUCGAAGCGAUUCAGGCUUCCGGCGUUGAUCCCAAGGGUUUGGUAGUCAAAAAGAGGGAGGCCCUAAUCUCAGCUGUAGUGGAAGCUGCCUCAGUCCCAUAUUUGAGUAAUGCUGCAUUUGAUGCUGCGGCGACAAUAGCAUUUAUAGCCCCUGAUUCCAUUAUCUCCCAACUUGCGGAACAGAUCAAUAAAGACUUAAAUCCCGAGAGCCUUUUGGGAAUAGGGGAGUUUGAGCUUGGCGUGUGGAGUACUCCCGAGGGUUCUACUUUUAUAGACGUUCUCAACGCUAAGAAGCGUGUCACAACUGCAAAGGGCAAAAAUCACGAGAUUGAAAAAUGGGAAGAGGAAGUAAAAAAGGCCAUUGCCGCUAAAAAGGCGAAUACGAUGCCUAGUCUCUCCAGAGAGGACCGGAAACUCGUGGAGGAGCAAUUGCAGAAGGAAGCGGAAGUUCGGUUGAGGGUUGCUACCAUCAAAGCGGAAGCGGAACGUGGCCUGGGCCUACUUCAAAGUCUUCUUCGUGCACGCACGGAGGAUCUUCAGCCUCUCGUAUGGCCAAUGUGUAAGCUGCUGCUGGAUGGUGCCCUCCUGUCACCUCUAUCAUUGUCGGCUGCCUUCGACGUUUACCUGGCCAUUGGUUCCUCCUGUUCGCGGAACUUGGGGAUAUACCGCACAUUAACAGGGAUAUCUUGCCUGCGAAGCUUUUCGGUUUCUGCAGUCCCCAAGGGUUUCCUUGAAGAACCUUUGGCAGAACUCACCCUUCGAGUCCUCUACCACAUGCACUCGGUGUCGUCGGAUUCCCCGCUUAAUGCCUUCGACUUCGCAUACUUGUUCCCACUCCUUUUAUGCGUUCUCGAGCACGGUGGCGUAGGCCAACCCGAAGAGGAAGCUGGCGCCGAGCAAAUUACUCUUGCUCUAGAAAUCAUUGAGCGUCACAUUGUGGAGCUUGCCGACCCAACAUAUCCUCGAUAUGAGACUCUUGAACUACUGCUCAAUUCCAUUGCUCGCUACCCUAAAGUUUCUAAUACCACGGCCUCAUGCCUAGUGAUUCUCAGCCACGGUCUAAAUCAAAGCGCUACGGAAGCUGAAACUCAGCUUCUGUUACAAGGCACCCUAGCUCAAGAAUCCUUUGUUCGAUCCGCUUGUCUGCAAGCCUUACAGCCAUUUGAUCUCACAGAUAAGGAUUGGUGUCCUGAAAUAUGGGUUGCGUGCCACGAUGAUGAUCAGCCGAACGCCCGACUUGCUUACGACAUUUGGGAGGACAACGGGAUGGACGUAAAGAAUCCGUACGGCGCCGACUUGCUUCCGCUACUUGGAAGUGGAAAGGGCUAUGUCCGAGCAAGUGCUUCUCGUGCGAUCGCCUCUGCUGCUUCGCACUUCCCAUCAUCCGUACCAAGCUUGCUUGCAGAUCUUAAAAGUUCAUAUCGUGAUAUGGCAAAGAUUCUUGCCCCUGAGUUUGACGCCUACGGUAUGCUUAUUGAGCGGAGCCUAGAGCAGUCAGAUCCAUGGCCGACACGUGAAGCUAUUUCCUGGACUUUCGAGCAAUUGGCUCAGGUUCUACCGAGUGACGAACUGCUUCCCUUCUUUGAGUUUCUCAUCCGAGAGGAAGCUCUGGGUGACCGGCAUGCCAGCGUCAGGCGCCGCAUGUUGGAAGCUGGGGUCGCUGUUAUUGAUAUGCGUGGCCAAGAGAAACUCCAAGAACUUCUUGCUGAAUUCGAAAACCAGCUGCCUGCAACAUACUCGUCAACCGAAAUAGCCGAUUGGGUCCGGGAGGCUUUAGUUAUUUUACUCGGGCGACUAGCUCAACAUCUUGACAUGGGAGACCCACGUAGGCAGUCAAUAGUGGCGAGGCUCAUUGAUGCGCUGAGGACGCCAUCUGAACUUGUCCAAGCUGCCGUCGCCGAAUGUUUAUCGCCGCUGGCGGCCCCGCUACAGGACAAGGCGAGCCUUCUGAUGGACGAAUUGUUUCAAACUCUUACGACGGCAUCGAAAUAUGCGGAACGUCGAGGUGCGGCAUAUGGUCUGGGGGGUAUCUUGAAAGGUUGGGGGGUAGUUGGCUUUAAAGAGUUUCGUGUGAUGGCAUCUCUCCGUUCUGCCCUGGGGAAUAAGAAGAACUUUGAGGCUCGACAGGGUGCACUUUUCGCCAUCGAGACCAUGUCCGCGCUCCUUGGGCGCUUGUUUGAGCCGUACGUCAUGGAAAUAUUGCCCCUUCUACUUGCUGCGUACGGCGAUACAACAGUAGAUGUGCGCGAAGCCGCUCAAGAUGCAUCCAAAGUUAUUAUGGCAAAUUUGUCUGGGUAUGGUGUCAAAUCUGUCCUGCCAUCCCUCCUGGAAACUCUAGAAGAAAAGCAAUGGAGGACAAAGAAAGGUGCAAUAGAGCUUUUGGGAUCUAUGGCUUUCUUAGCCCCCCGACAACUCUCCAUUUCACUCCCAAUCGUCAUUCCUCGGCUUACUGGCGUGCUGACCGAUUCUCACACACAAGUGAAGACGGCAGCCAACUCAAGUUUGAAACGGUUUGGUGAAGUGAUAACCAAUCCCGAAGUGCGAUCCAUAGUCCCGACCCUGUUGAAAGCCUUGGUAGACCCAGAGAAAACUUCAACAGCUCUCAACGCACUUCUCAAAAAGUCAUUUGUGCAUUAUAUUGAUUCAGCCUCUCUGGCCUUGUUAAUUCCGAUCCUGGAGCGGGGCAUGCGCGAACGAGGGUCCGAAACGAAACGUAAAGCCGCCCAAAUUGUUGGAAAUAUGGCAUCUUUGACGGAUUCGAAGGACUUCAUCCCAUAUUUGCCCCGUCUGGUUCCUCUGGUCCACACAGUUCUCACAGACCCUGUUCCUGAAUCUCGAGCCACUGCAGCCAAAGCUCUGGGUACCCUCAUCGAACGCCUUGGAGAAGUUAGCUUCCCAGACAUGGUGUCGAACCUUCUUCAUACGCUGAAGACGGACACAUCCGCCGUCGACCGCCAAGGCGCCGCCCAAGGCCUGAGUGAGGUUUUGUCAGGUCUCGGAGUGGAACGGAUGGAGGGCCUCCUCCCUGAAAUUGUCACGAAUGCGAGAAGUGCUCGCUCUCACGUCAGAGAAGGGUUCAUGUCCCUGCUUGUGUUCCUCCCCACCACGUUCGGCCACAGGUUCAGUCCACAUCUCUCUCGCAUCAUUCCGCCCAUUUUGAACGGCUUAGCGGAUGGUGAGGAGUUCGUACGGACAGCGUCAAUGAAAGCUGGACGAAUGAUUAUCAACAACUAUAGCAAUAAAGCGAUCGAUCUUCUACUUCCGGAACUGGAGCGUGGUAUGUUUGAUUCAAGUUGGCGGAUUCGGCAUUCGUCCGUCGCCCUAGUUGGGGAAACUCUAUACAAGAUAUCGGGGAUCAGCAGGAAGACUGAGAUUGAAGAGGAUGGCGAAGCUGACGUUGUGGUUGCAGAAGGUUCCCGCAAGGCACUGGCCGAUGUGCUCGGGAAAGACCGUAGGGAUCGAAUUCUAGGAUCUUUGUACAUUGUCAGGCAGGAUCCCGUACAUGCCUGCCGACAGGCAGCAAUCCAUAUCUGGAAGGCUUUGGUGCACAAUACUCCUCGAACAGUCAGGGAAAUUUUGCCCUGUCUAAUGGAGCAGAUCGUGGUACUGCUCGCAAACCAGGGUGAUGAGCAGCGCGAGACAGCAGCAAGAACGCUGGGUGAACUUUGUCGGAAGCAAGGAGAAAGGAUCCUUAGUGACACUGUUCCGAUUCUUCGAGCUGGUGCCGAGUCUAGCGAUAGCAAGACACGUGAGGGGGUUUGCUUUGCCAUCAGCGAAGUACUGGAGAACACGACGAAGGGCCAACGAGAGAAUCAUGAGGACGAACUCAUUAGCGCUGUUCGCAUCAGUCUUGUGGACAAUUCUGCUUCUGUUAGAAUAGCCGCUGCGCAGGCAUUUGAUUCCUUGCAGGAGCACGUUGGUUCGCGUGCCAUUGAUCAGACUAUUCCUACUUUGCUGGAAGCCCUACGAUCCCCUGGUGCUGCCUCAGAUACUGCGCUUCAAGCAUUACGGGAAAUUAUGACGGUCCGGGCAUCAACCGUCUUCCCAGUCUUGAUACCCACUCUCAUUACCCAACCAAUAUCGGCGUUUAAUGCGGAUGCUCUUGCAGUGCUAGUGACGGUUGCAGGGUCUGCGUUAACUCAGAGGCUGACGCAAGUUCUUGGCGCGUUGGUAGCAGCUGCUGAGAAUGAAACGGAUGAAAAAACCAAAGACGCUGUGGAAGCAGCUAUCGUCUCCCUUGUUGGAUCAGUCGAAGACCUCGAAGGUCUCCACUCUUUGAUGAUGACAUUGCUUUCGUGGGCAAAACAUGAGAAUCCGCGGCGUCGUGUCAGUGGAGCCUUAACGUUUGCUAAGUUCUGCGAGAAUACCAGCCUUGAUUUCUCGGAGUAUCGUGCUGAUUGGAUCAGACAGUUGGUCUCUCUCAUGGAUGACCAUGAGAUCCCUGUGCACGAGGCUGCUUGGCAAGCGUUCGAUGAGUUCAUUAAAUCUGUUGAUAAGACCGAGAUGGAAUUGCUUGUCGUCACCUUAAGGCGUACUAUCGAAGGAACAGGUGCGCCAGGUCGGGUUGUUCCCGGCUUCAGCUACAGUAAAGGCGUGGGUCCCAUGCUCCCAGUCAUAUUUGCUGGGCUCACGACCGGAAGCAAUGAACAGCGAGAACAAGCCGCUCUUGCGAUUGCAGAUCUGGUCGAGAGGACUGAUGAUGCCGCAUUGCGACCAUAUACCACCCAGAUCACAGGGCCGCUCAUCCGAGUUAUUACUCAGGCCUCUGCGCUGCCAGCAGGAGUCAAGAGUGCGAUAUUAAUAGCACUCGCGAAAAUGCUGGAACGCAUUCCGAUAUUUAUCAAACCUUUCUUCCCACAGUUGCAACGAACGUUUGUCAAAUCGCUGACGGAUGCGAGCCUUGCAGUACGUUCGCGAGCGGUGGCAGCACUCACAGUUUUGAUGCGCAAUCAACCGCGCGCUGAUCCCCUCAUCGCGGAGCUGAUCGGCUCAAUACGUUCAAGUGGGGAGGAUGGCAUAGCAGGAAGUUUGGCCUCCGCUCUAGCUGGUGUAGUAGAUAGCGCAUGGAUAAACAUUAGUCCCACAAGUCUGGAGAAUCUCCGAGAACUUGUCAUUGAUUCAUAUCGUGACCCGCACGACGAACCAUACUAUAUUGGAAUUGCAGAACUCUUUGCAGCACUUAGCCGGGACGCUGCCCUUGUUCGUCCUGCCCUUGAGUGAGUGUAGAAACUUGUUCCAGUGUCACUUUUCGAACUGCUAGAUCUUCUAGCCAGCAUAUUCUCGGUGCGGCACCCCCACACAUACUCACGUCCCAAAUCCUACUACACACUGUUUCAUCCCAUCCUGAGGUCUUUUUCACCCUGAGGAAUAUGUCCACGUUGGUGAAGAAGAUGCAAGCUAGCAUUGGAUCUGAUCAGCCAUCUGUCGCCCGACCGGCCCGCGAGAUCAGAGAUAUAUUGCGGAACCAGCCACCAUGGGUGGGCGACAAAAGCGUCCAAGCAAUGUUUUAAUGGAUGGCAUUCUCAUAUCCCGGAUGAUUGGAACACACUCUCAAGCUAAGAAUAAAAUAAAAUAAACAUAUGAUAGAUGAAUUCAAAAAUCUGAGAUAAAAAAA
Cantharellus anzutake is the source of this 7788-nucleotide messenger RNA. RefSeq names its product armadillo-type protein. The coding region runs from base 327 to 7394 and encodes 2355 amino acids. The transcript is spliced from 27 exons. Gene Ontology annotation, molecular function: protein kinase regulator activity. Gene Ontology annotation, biological process: regulation of translation; cellular response to amino acid starvation. The record is from RefSeq and is a predicted model, not a curated record. Lineage: Eukaryota; Fungi; Basidiomycota; Agaricomycetes; Cantharellales; Hydnaceae. Gene Ontology annotation, cellular component: cytosol.